Ziziphus jujuba (common jujube) is the source of this 2102-nucleotide messenger RNA. RefSeq lists its product as uncharacterized. The record is from RefSeq and is a predicted model, not a curated record. The transcript has 9 exons. Lineage: Eukaryota; Viridiplantae; Streptophyta; Magnoliopsida; Rosales; Rhamnaceae. Bases 212 to 1861 code for a protein of 549 amino acids. Gene Ontology annotation, molecular function: ubiquitin binding.
AUAGAAAGAACAGAGAUGCUCUUGUACCCAAUUUCUUAGCUCCGUAGGUUUCCUCGCUCUAGACGACUGCUACUAGCUAUACCAAGAGACUCGAGCACUGCAAAUACCUUACAAAACCCUUCGUCUCCUCCCACUUCUCCGAUUCCCCAACCUUUUUCCUCUCUCUCGCUCUCUUUCUCUCUCUAAAACUGAAAGAUCGAACUCCUUGAGUAUGGGUUUCAAAUCGGUUUACCGCUGCUUGCAGGAUGUUUUUCCACAGAUUGAUGCUCGCAUACUGAAGGCUGUAGCUAUUGAACAUUCUAAGGAUGCUGAUGCAGCGGUGAAUGAUGUCAUCACUGAUGUUCUCCCUUACUUGAAAAGGGAUUCUGUUACUCCUACUAAUUCUCCUGGUUAUCAGAAUGGUAGUGUUGAGGAAACACAUCCAAGUCCUUAUUCCGAACAGGGAUGCACUUCUGGUGUAACUUCUGACAAGGCCAAUGAUACAAAUAAUUCCUUUUGCGCUGAUCCUCAACUGCACGAUGAAGCAGAAAAUGAACCUCAAUUUCCAUAUGUUUCUGUUCCAGGUGAUAGUAAUAGCCAAUUGAGUGGAAGUACUGCCAGUGAGGAAGAACACACAAGUGAUGUUAAUAACCACUUAAGUGGAAGUGCCCCCAGUGAGGAAAAACAUUCAAGUGAUGAUAAUAACCAAUUAAUUGGAAGUGCUCCAGAAUGUGAUAGCUCUUUGUUGGAUGUUGAAAGUUCUGUGGCUCAGCUUGUUGCUCCUUUUGUUCAAGAACAGACACAAGGUGUUCGAGAAUGUGAUGUACAGUCAGAAUUUUGUUCACUCCUUCCAGUUGCUGAUUGUGAGAAAUCACAAGCAAGCAAUUCUUCUGAUCAUACUUCUAAAACAGACUAUAUUGUAACUGAGAUGGAAGAUAUCGAAGAUGAAUUGAGCAGGAAUUCCAUAGUUACCCGAUCUGGUCAUUUAUGCAGAACCGAUAUUCUUGAAGAAAUUAUUGAAGAUGCUAAAAGCAACAAGAGAUCCUUGUUUACUGCCAUGGAAUCAGUUAUCAACAUGAUGAGAGAAGUGGAAUUGCAGGAGAAAGCUGCAGAACAGGCAAAAGAGGAAGCUGCUAAGGGAGGGUUGGAUAUUCUUGUAAAAGUGGAGGAAUUGAAACAAAUGUUGGCUCAGGCAAAGGAAGCAAAUGACAUGCAUGCAGGAGAAGUGUACGGAGAAAGGGCCAUUUUAGCUACUGAACUAAAGGAGCUUCAAUCUCGUCUUCUAGGCUUGUCAGAUGAAAGGGACAAAUCACUGGCAACUCUUGAUGAGAUACACCACACCCUUGAAGCACGGCUAGCUGCAGCAGAAGAAGUGAGGAAAGCAGCUGAACUGGAAAAGCUAGAGAAGGAAGAAUCUGCAAAGAAUGCACUUGCUGAACAAGAAGCCAUCAUGAAGAAAGUGGUUCAGGAGUCAAAGUUGUUACAACAAGAGGCAGAGGAGAAUGCCAAGUUGCGUGAAUUUUUGAUGAAGCGUGGUCGCAUUGUGGACAUGCUGCAAGGAGAAAUCUCUGUAAUAUGUCUGGAUGUGAGUUUGCUGAAAGAGAAAUUUGAUGAACGUGUUCCUUUAAGCCAGUCGCUAUCCUCUAGCCAGACAAGUUGCAUCUUAGCUUCCUCAGGCUCAUCCCUCAAAUUCACAGCUCCUGGCUUAGUUCUCGAUCACGAACAGUCAUCCAAGAACCUGGAUAAGGUAAACCUGGAUUCCUUGAUCAAUGACCCAUCACCAAGAAGCCAGUUGGGAGAGGACAAAGUGAUUUCAAAUGACAGAGAACUUUUAGAAGACGAAUGGGAUAUCUUUGACAAGGAUGUUGAAUUGGACGGCUGAGCCUACAUGGAUCUUGAAGAUAUAUUAGAACUUUGAACAUUUUUUUACUGCUGCCUUACGAUUUUUUAGCAAAUAGGAUAUCUGAUAUUGACAGUCCUGAAAAUAUUACUAGUCUGUCUAUGUUUAUAUCUUUUCGAAACAAAGUGGAGCUUUGAUAUAUUCAUGCUGUGAUAGUUGAUCUACUGUACACGACUGUAUUUGAACAAUAAAUGAAAUGUGUUUAACUGCUUUGUUACUGUAA